Molecule: messenger RNA, 1522 nt
Organism: Pelobates fuscus (common spadefoot toad)
Lineage: Eukaryota; Metazoa; Chordata; Amphibia; Anura; Pelobatidae
Gene: PJVK
Product: pejvakin
Exons: 7
Coding region: 1-1083 (360 amino acids)
Biological process (GO): programmed cell death
Cellular component (GO): cytoplasm
Source: RefSeq, a predicted model, not a curated record
AUGUUUGCUGCUGCUACUAAGAACUUUGUCAAACAAGUAGGUGACGGAGGUAGGUUAAUUCCUGUUCCAAGUCUUAGCGAGGCAGACAAGUACCAACCUUUGAGCCUCGUAAUAAAAAAGAAGAGAUGGUGUUUCUCUAGAAAGGCAAGGUACGUCUCUACACCUUUUACUCUAAAAGAUAUUCUACAUGGAGACAAAGAAAUAUCUGCUGGUGUCAGUUCUUACCAGUUGUUGAAUUAUGAAGAUAAAUCAGAUGUAUCUUGGAACAGACGACAUGGAAAUCAGAUUAUGAAUGACGUUGGAAUUGACAUGUAUGGAUCAGACUCUGUUGCAGUUAAAGCUUCUUUUGGUGUUGUUACCAAGCACGAGGUUGAAGUUCCGACACUUCUUAAGGAACUUAUUUCUAGAACGAUUGACUUAGAUCACUGUUUAAUUCGCCAGUCAAGACAAAGCAGAAAAGAGAUAUUAUGUGUUGUGAUGGAAAGCAUUCGGACAACACGCCAGUGCUCUUUAUCGGUCCAUGCAGGCAUGCGGGGAGAAGCCAUGAGAUUUCACAUCAUUGAAGAUCAAAACUUUAAAGGACGGGAUAAAGCAAUUGUUUUUCCAGCACAUACAACCAUUGCAUUUAGUAUUUUUGAUCUAUACAUUCACCUGGAUGGCCACUUUGAACUAUGUGUAUCAACAGCUUCAAAAGGAGGGUUUGAAAGAGAACCAACCAGGUCAUUUUCAUUGAACACCCUGAGGAACAACUUAUAUCGAUCAGGAAUCCUGUUUACUAGAAGUAAAAGAACGAUGGAUAUCAUUGGUAACUCAGACUCUUAUAUUGAUGAUAUUUUUUCUGAUUACUAUGACAAGGCUGCCAGCAUGACGGACAUAUCCACCACUUUUAAUCGAGAAGGCACUCAUACUCGAGUAAACUUGCUUAAUAAUAACAUCUCUAAGGGACCAUGUGCACUCUGCGGAAUGGGGAACGCAAAAAGAGAAACGGUGUAUGGAUGUUUUGAGUGUUCCUAUAACGGGCAGAAGUAUGUGAGGCUGCACGCAGUACCUUGCUUUGACUUGUGGCAUAAAAGAAUGAAGUAAUCCGUAUAUGUGCCUACUUGUUAUGUCUCAGGUCUAACUGUGCCACACUCCUAAUCAAAGAUGGUUAAGGAAUUUGUUUUAAGUGGCAAAAGAAUUUGCUACAUUUGUAGGUGCUAGUAAAGUAAAAAAAAUAUAUAUAUAUGUUGCAGCCAUCUGAUUUCAAGCCAUUGAAAUCCACUUUAGAAGAGUAUUAAGUAGAGGAUGGGCUCCACAUUAGUAAAGUUAUACCCACAAAUAUGCACAUGUACUAUGCGAUGUAUGUUUAAAGUGAACCUAUCAUGAAAGAUACAGACAUGCAGUUUUCUAAUCAUCUUGACUCUUAUUAUACAAUUGUGUUUCUUCCCUUAAUACUAUUAAAAUAUUAGCUUUUAAUUAAGUUCCAUCACCCCUGACUCAUGCUGAAAGCAUUCAUCAUGUUUUUAUUGGGUGGGUGUUAGAC